GAGCAAAUCCAAGCGAGCAGAGGGAGGAAACCGAAGUUCCCUGAGUUUUUUCCCCUUAUUUUCCGUUCCCUCUCACUCUUGAGGAGGGAUGGAGCUGGAAAUCUGAAGAGUGCAACCGGAGCCUGCCGAGUUCGAGCAAAGCUCAGAAUCUGACCUCCAUUCACACCCUAAAACCCCCUCUUGAGAGGUCUGUUGCCCUGCACAGCCUUGGGACCCAACAUCCAGUUCAGCAUGAAGCUCUGUUUUGUGCUUUGCCUGGCACUGUUUUGGGUGGAGCUCCAACAUGGCAACUGCCAGCAAGCCAAGAGAAGAAAGGAUUCAGGGGAGAACCGCAUCAGACCAGGAGGGAAACGAGGAAAGAUACGUCAACCCAAAGUGAAGGAGGGAGGUGGGCGAGGCCACAGCCUGCUGACUCAGGUGUUGGAAAAAGGGCGUUUCCUGCGUUUGGGCCAGAGCACGGUUCUGGCCCCAGGGAAUAACAUGGAGCUGCGCUGCAAAGGCACCAACAUCGGGUGGGCUUACCCCACCUACCUGGACACCUUCAACGACUCUAGGCUAAGCAUCGUACAGAGUGACAAGUAUAGUCAGCUCACCCUGACGUCGCCCUCAGCUGCCGAUACGGGACAGUACAGUUGCUGGGUGGUUGUGUGUGAUGGUCGUGACUGUGAAAAGGACCACGAACAUGUGUACUCCUCCAACAUCUAUUUUGCAGACAAGGACAACCUCUUUGUCCCAUCUGAUAUCCACUUCCAGAUUGUAUACUUGCGUCCGGACAAGCCAGCUGUGGUGCCAUGUCGCGUAACCACUCCACAGGCCAAAGUGUCGUUACACAGAGAAGUACCGCCUGAAGAGAUCCAGGCCAAUGAGACCUUGGUCAACUAUGAUCCCGCCAAGGGUUUUGUCCUACAGACACCCGGCCUCGAGUAUCAGGGAGUGUUCUACUGUAAGGCCGUGAACAAAGGAACACCGCAGAUCUCCACAAAAUAUCAGCUGCUCUUUGUAGAAGUCCCCAGUAGUCCACCUUUUGUGAGCCUGCAGGCUUCUUCUGAGCUGGUCAGCGGAGGUGACAACGUCAACGUGACCUGCAGCGUGAUAGGGGAGCCGGACAUUGACGUAAGCUUCACCUGGUCUUAUCCCGGAGAGGGCCAGCGUCCUGUUCACAUCCAAACUACAUGGAGGCUGGUCAAUCGAGGCCGGGGUCAGACGACACGUAUCACACAAAGUGUCCUCAGCGUGGAAGACAUGGAGACCAUCGAUUUUGGAGAGUACAUCUGCAAAGCCAAGAACCAACGCGGCGAGACACUUGUGAUGACCAGCAUCAUGUCCAAAUAGCCCCUGUUUGGUUUAAGUUGGUAUAUGGAUAGCACACCCAAUAAAGCUAAACCCUUCAGUGUUUUUAAGAAUCACAAAAUCACAAUAGCUGACCGAGUCCCUUAUGAGUCAAACCAACAAGACAACAGUUUCCCAUCUCCUCCAACGUUACUAUGCACUUUGCUGCAGCUCUUUUUCAUGCUAAAAGCUUGACACUGGAAAAGACGACGGCAGCAUUAAGAGCUAUGCUGUGGCGCUGUGGCUCUGUGGCCUGUCACGAGCAGAAGUUGAAAACUUUGCCAGGCUUAUAUUUUAAUGUGCUCCAUAUGUGGAAUGUGUUCCACAUGCCCAGAACGAGUUUUGUUUUAGUGCUGCUUCCUCCCUGCCUUUCUAAACGGUAACUUUCUGCAGAAAGCUCGGAACUCGCGACCAAGUGAAACAAAUGAGUGUUUUACUAAAACAGCGGAGAUAGAACUCACAGGCGUAACCUUCUUCAUCUACCAAUAAACAGCAUAUUUCUU
This is a messenger RNA of Hippocampus zosterae (dwarf seahorse), 1832 nucleotides long. It is a transcript of the gene pdgfrl, whose product is annotated as platelet-derived growth factor receptor-like. Lineage: Eukaryota; Metazoa; Chordata; Actinopteri; Syngnathiformes; Syngnathidae. The transcript has 6 exons. The record is from RefSeq and is a predicted model, not a curated record. Bases 232 to 1332 code for a protein of 366 amino acids.